This is a messenger RNA of Fonsecaea erecta, 1491 nucleotides long. RefSeq lists its product as hypothetical. The transcript has 3 exons. Bases 1 to 1491 code for a protein of 496 amino acids. Gene Ontology annotation, molecular function: catalytic activity. The record is from RefSeq and is a predicted model, not a curated record. NCBI's taxonomy places the organism in Eukaryota, Fungi, Ascomycota, Eurotiomycetes, Chaetothyriales, Herpotrichiellaceae.
AUGGCUUCAACCUUCCUAGGUCAACUCGCUGGGCAGGUCUCCUUCUACUCGUUCGGCUUCUUCAAUUGGUGCCUGUUCCUGGGCCUUUUUGUGAAAAAUGGAACGUUCUUCAGGAAGGAUACCGAGCAAGAUAAGCUGCAGUUUGCCAUUGAAAGAGAUCGCUUCUGGAACCUGAGCAAAUCACCUUUCCCUGGCUUCAAGCACUUCUUUUACACCCUCCGCAGUGGCCGCAGACUGCACUAUAUUAGCAACCGGGAUGGAACCUCACAGGGCAACUUGGUGAUUUUCUUCCACGGGUUUCCCGACAGUUCAAUGAUGUGGAGACAUCUCUUGCAAGAGCCUGCCAUGCCAGUCCGCGAUGCUACGCUGGUCUGCGUCGACUUACCGGGGUACGGAGGAAGUGACAGUUUCAAGCAGUACGAUACAGAAGUGCUCGAAGCUCUCACGGAAUUUGUGGUGGCAAUGAGGGACAAGUACAUCCCAGCGGACGACUCAGACGAGACGAGCACGUUCAUCGUGGGCCAUGACUGGGGGUGUGUUUUAGGGUUUCGCCUGGCCGCAGAGGCUCCCAGCCUUGCAGAUCGCUUCAUUCUGACCAACGCGCCGCACAUUGAACUCGCCUUUGCGAACAAGGACCGGAUCCUGAACUCGGCCUCGAAAAUCUUCAAGCAGUUCAAGCAAUCUCCGAAACAGAAUUUUGGGUGUUUGUCAAAGGCAUUGAACACGUUGAAGCCAUUGAUGGUGCAAACAUUAUUGAUGGGCUACAUUUUUGCGUUCCACCUACCUUCGACCCUUGUCCGAUAUCUGGGUGUUGCCGGGAACUAUUCGUUCAUACGAGGGGCAAACUGGUCAGCGUACGAGAAAGGGUCAAAGGAAUAUCGUGCUCAAGAAUGCAUGGCCUCUUCUUUCGGCCCUGGCCCAGAGGAGUGCAAGUCAUCGAUUCCGACUGUUAACGGUGUGGCCAACUCCACCAAUGGAGAGACUCAAGCAGACCGGUACGGCCCCAGCGUACUGCAGCGAGCACGAUCCCCCCAGGAGGCUUUCUGGCAUAUGACAGCUUAUUAUCGUGACGGAGUGGGUUGGCGUCCAUGGAGCAAAUCGCUCGAGACCAUAACCGACCUCUACGCUCUGGAAACCUCGGCAUCGGAAUCCAGCUCUCCCGGCAGACGUCGGUCUUCAGUUUCGCAAUCCUUGUUUGUCGAUCAGUACAAGGGAAGUCUCAAAGCACCCACGUACGUCCUCUGGGGAGAGAAAGAUCAAGCUUGUUCCAAACCAAUCUGUCUGGACGGGAUUGGAGACUACUUGGGCAGAGACAGCGAAGUGACAAUCCUUCCACGAAGUGGUCAUUGGACUCCUGUUCAGAAAGACGCUCGACCAGCUCUAGCUACCGUGAUUGGGUUAUAUGCUGGAGGAGGUGCACGACCGGUGGCAAAAAUGACCACAGAAGUGCAGAAAGUGUAUGAAGGGGCUGUUUUGAUGGUGAAGAAAUGA